This is a messenger RNA of Jatropha curcas, 743 nucleotides long. It is a transcript of the gene SRX, whose product is annotated as sulfiredoxin. The record is from RefSeq and is a predicted model, not a curated record. Gene Ontology annotation, cellular component: cytoplasm. Gene Ontology annotation, molecular function: sulfiredoxin activity. Gene Ontology annotation, biological process: cellular response to oxidative stress. Lineage: Eukaryota; Viridiplantae; Streptophyta; Magnoliopsida; Malpighiales; Euphorbiaceae.
UUAAUAAUUAUUUGCUUAUCGGACACACUCAACACACAAGCACAUACAGAAAGGGGCUCAAGUUAGAAAAUAUCUUUAAAAAAAAUGGCUAAUCUUGUUUUCCGAAUGCCAUCCGCACCCAAUUUGAGGGUCUUCUCAAUCUCAGCCUCCUCUAACGGGGCUGCUCCCGGUAACGAUACUAGUAAAUCACAAAAUGGAGGACCAGUGAUUUUGGAGCUUCCAUUGGAGAAGAUAAAGAGGCCUCUAAUGCGAACCAGAGCCAAUGAUCCAAACAAAGUUCAGGACCUCAUGCACAGUAUUAAACAAAUUGGUCUCCAGGUCCCUAUAGAUGUUCUUGACGUUGAUGGAGUUUACUAUGGAUUCUCAGGUUGUCAUCGGUAUGAAGCUCACCAGCGGCUUGGCCUGCCCACAAUUCGCUGCAAAGUUCGACGGGGAACAAAAGAAACUCUGAGGCAUCAUCUCCGAUGAGUUUUAGCAGAUUGAACUGUCCAAGCGAAUUUGCAACCCUGCUUGGAUUAUCUGUUUGUUCAAAUUUUAGAUACGCCUUUUUACAAUCUUACCAAUUUAUGAUUGAUAAAGCAAUCAAACUGCUGUUCUGAGAUUUAAUUGAUAUUUCUUAGAAACAAUGAGAAUAGAAAUACCAUAGGCAAACUGAACAUGUAAAUAAGAUAAAAGUUAAAACUUCUUGUCUAUUAAGUCUCUACCAACUAUAAUUAAUCCAUGGCUAUGAUGUGAUUACCAAA